AUGCUGAAGAUUGCGAGUUUAAUUAUUAUUCUGGUUGUUGUUCAAGCGGAAGGAUGUGCUCCUGGAAGUGGUACUCUUGGAAGCAAGGCACAAUUCGAUUUUGUAAUGAAUCCAGCUAUUCUGUACACUUAUUGUGAGCAAGAAGGAUGUACCUUUGUGGGUCAGAUUAGUGCAGAUACUGCAAACAAAACUGUUAAGGCGGAUGUUCAGACUUCGAUAAACGAAGUUCUUCGAGCCAAUAGUAUUCCACUGAACGAUGUCAACCCUCCAACCAUCACUUAUAGCGCUAAAAAUGUCAUUGUUGCUGCUGCUGGUACCACUGCAUGCGCUAAGGCAGGAGAAGCUAUUCCUGUGGACAAAACACUUUACUAUCUCUGCACAGAAAUAGAAGGGAAACUUAAACCAGAAGAGUUCAAGGUUGAUUUGACUGUUCAAAUUACCGCCAUUUCGCAAAUUUAUCAAAGUCAAUGGAAUAUGUUGGCAAGUCAAGUGGCGGAUAAGGUGGCAGCCAAGCACGGAGCCAAUUUUUACCCCGAUACUGUUGUGACCGUUUACAAUUAA
Caenorhabditis briggsae is the source of this 561-nucleotide messenger RNA. The transcript is spliced from 2 exons. Lineage: Eukaryota; Metazoa; Nematoda; Chromadorea; Rhabditida; Rhabditidae. Bases 1 to 561 code for a protein of 186 amino acids. The record is from RefSeq and is a predicted model, not a curated record.